AUGAGUGAGGACGAGAACAGAGAAAAACGUUCCUUGACAGACGCAGAAAGCGGACUUUUCAAAAAGCAAAAACUGGACGAUGAAAUGACACUACCGAUUUUAUCCAACGCUUUAGUCUUGGAUAAAACUCAAGAAGACACCAUUAACCAACUUGUUCAAAGUAGUCUAGUCAACGAAACUGCAGAGAAGGCGGAUCCAAAAUUAACAGAGGACACCAAUAAAAGUGCUAUGGAACCAGAAAUUGUGUCAGCAGAUAUCGAGAAACCAGUCACGGCAACAGCAACAGCAGCAGCAGCAACAGCACCCGUGGAAAAGGACAAAUCCGUAACAGUACCAGCAACAGCGACUGAUGAUUUAAAUAUAACCAGUGAACAGUUAUUAUUUGCGCUUACAUCCAUUCCACCGACCGAAGAAGAGAGUUCAGACAUUAGUGCCGCUUUGCGACGACUGAGCAGCCAUAGUGUCCCCGCCUCUGUCAUUGAGCAACUCUCUUCCUCGCCACGUUUACCACAUAUUGGCCACCUGAAUCCCAAUAACAACAAUAAUAAUAAUAAUGAACGAAGAGCCUCGAUGGCCACUGACGUAUCACCAUCCGAAAUGUUGGGAAAUGCAUUAGCGGCUGUAGCAGCCAAUGCUGCUGCUGCCUCUAGAUCCUCGCCAAAACCUUCUCCCGUUUCCAAUACGAGUAGCAAUCAUGCUACCACAGCAGCGAUUGGUAGUUUAGCAGCCAUCACGGCUAAUAUUAGUAAUUUAUUACAUUCUGGUGGAUUUCAUCGAAAUUCGUUUAGUCAGGAAGAUACACAGAAAUUAGCGGCGGCAGUGGCAGUAGCACGAAAUGGAAGUAGUGGUCAUCAACAACAUCAACAACAACAACAGGUUCAAACACAAAGAAGAAAGAGCUCGAUGGCGGUGGUAGGUAAUGCAUUUUCCAACAUGAUUGAAAUGAUGGGACGAAAGCCUGCAAUACCUAAACCGAAACUGAUCAUUAAGAACGAACAAGUAUGGAAAAGCCUGCAAGGGGUUCAUGAGCGGAGUCUUGGAUUUCAAGUGUAUACACCCCAAUUGAUAUUACCACAUUUAGAACGAUGUCUGAAUGGUGUGAUGGAAAUUCGCGUGCCAGCAAGGUAUUUAACGUUUGAGAACAUGCGAGUGAAAAAACGUGCUUUAUGGGGAACCGAUAUUUAUACGGAUGAUUCGGACAUUGUAGCAAUGGCGAUUCAUUCGGGUAAAUAUCAACCACAAUUUAUCGAACCUGAUAUUGGAGCGGAUGAUCCAUUUGCAUUGGCUGUCGCUGGUAAACAGAGAGAAUCGACGGAAGCGGCCAAACGGUUGGCACUUUCAGGUAAAAAAUGGGUGCGUCAUGAUAAUUUAAUACCCGAUCAUGACUUGAAAGUGACAGUACGUGUAUUACCCACUUUAAAAAAUUAUGCAAGUUGUAUUCGAUACCGAUUAAAAUCAAGAGAAUGGGGUAAACAUGAUGGUAUGAGUUUGUAUGUGGACAAGGUUGAAAAAGUCAAGAAGGGAGAGGCUAGAUUAAAAGGUCGUAGUACAAUCAAAUCCAACCUGUUUGCGUAUGAGCCAUAUCGAAAGCAAGCAUUGGGAUUGACUCAAAAGAUAGUCAAACAAGAAGAUAACCUGAUACAGGAAUCCAUGCCACAUUUUCAAAGGGGCAGAGUUAAAAAGUCGCCUAGAGUCAUGCGCAUGUUUAAGGGUGCCAAGCUGCUUUCAUAUUGA
Molecule: messenger RNA, 1734 nt
Organism: Mucor mucedo
Lineage: Eukaryota; Fungi; Mucoromycota; Mucoromycetes; Mucorales; Mucoraceae
Product: histone deacetylation protein Rxt3-domain-containing protein
Exons: 8
Coding region: 1-1734 (577 amino acids)
Source: RefSeq, a predicted model, not a curated record